AUGAAAACAACGAUAGUAACCGCAGUCCUCAUGAUGGCAGUGAUCGCCAUUAUUGUUGUAGAGGCAACCACUGUUCCAGCAUUAGUGUGGAGUGGAAAGAAACAACUUGGUUUAUCUAAAUUUUCAUCACUGAGAAGCGUGUUAUCUGAAUCAUCAACUGUGGCCGUUUUUUUGCAUCAUCAGUUACGUUCUGAUGAAUUUUUGGAAAACUCCGGAGCCUUUAUGAAGAACCCUGAUGAAGCCAAUGCUUUCCCAUUCUUGAAGAGAGCCAUGUCCAAUGACGCUAGCGCUUCUUUCCCAAAUGUAAACGAGGAUGAAUUGAAAUCAAUUUUACCAUCUGAGUUCACUUAUACAAUCACUGACAAUAACAACAUGUCUUCCGAAAAAGUCAUCUCAUUGAAGGAUUUCUUAUCUUCUCCAAAUCAAUACUUGAGAAAAGGCGGAAAGUAUCUUUUUGUGUUCUCUGAUGUCCAUCGUAGUGAUGCAAAAGCUAGAGAUUUGUUGGCUGAAUAUGAUUCUAUUGUUCAAAACGUUGCUUCUUCAUUGAACCAAUUGACAAAUGGAGAUUUUGUUUGUCUCUUCUCUGCUCAACAAGCUACUCCUCUUUCAAAUCCUUUUGCUCGUCAAAUUCUCUCUACCAAAAAUUCAGAGAGCGAAUAUGAAGUUUAUAGAACAUUGUCUUCAAGCACUAACAAUCCAUACUCGCCAUACACCAACGGUACUACCAACAAUUUGAUGAUUGAUGGAGAAAUUGCAGCAGGAACUCUUGUUGGAUUAUUCCUUUUGUUCUUCCUUGUUAUUGCUAUUGUUUUCCUUAUGAAUUUGAAGACAUCUCCACACAUUACUGACCUUUCUAUCAAUGAGGAAAAGAAGAAUAACUAA
This is a messenger RNA of Naegleria fowleri, 882 nucleotides long. RefSeq lists its product as uncharacterized. NCBI's taxonomy places the organism in Eukaryota, Heterolobosea, Eutetramitea, Acrasida, Naegleriidae. Bases 1 to 882 code for a protein of 293 amino acids. The record is from RefSeq and is a predicted model, not a curated record. The transcript is spliced from 2 exons.